Fopius arisanus is the source of this 2752-nucleotide messenger RNA. It is a transcript of the gene Tace, whose product is annotated as ADAM 17-like protease Tace. Gene Ontology annotation, biological process: membrane protein ectodomain proteolysis; Notch signaling pathway. Lineage: Eukaryota; Metazoa; Arthropoda; Insecta; Hymenoptera; Braconidae. Gene Ontology annotation, molecular function: metalloendopeptidase activity. The transcript is spliced from 2 exons. Bases 242 to 2437 code for a protein of 731 amino acids. Gene Ontology annotation, cellular component: plasma membrane. The record is from RefSeq and is a predicted model, not a curated record.
GAUCUCUGGCGCCCUCACUGCUAGGGGGUAGAAACUAAAGUUUUCGGACUCACUGAAUCAUUAGAUAACCUUGGAAACAGCAACCACAUCCUAUUUUACACUUUCCCUCUCCCACAACAAUGUGUCAUAAUCGCAGUCACCUGUGCACAAUGAACUCUCCACGAAUUAAAAUCAGAUAUCUCCAGAAAUGCUGAAACACUGAUUCAUCAUCAAAAUUAUGUGGGAUUUACUCACUUGAAGAAUGGGUCCAAUAAUCCUGCACCUCUUUCAACUGUUGUUCAUCACUCAUCUGUCAAAUGGUCUCCACAGAAAUCUGAAAUACUACGAGACCCUGCACUCGUCACACCUUCACCACAGAAUAGUAAAACGUGGAGCUACGACGAGCAGUCAUCCCUACAACAAGAUAAACGAGGUGGAAUUCUACGCACAUGGCCGUCACUUUCGCCUGAUUCUGACACCACGACGUGAGGUAAUCCACUCGAAUUUUAAGGCUUAUGAGGUGACAGCAGAUGGAGAGGAGAAGACAAUUCACCUGGACCACGACAGUUUCUACCACGGACGAGUAUUCGGGGAAUUGGAUUCCCACGCACAACUGCACAUCGACGAUGGAGUGAUGACUGGCAGCAUCAGGAUAGAUGACCAGACAUACCACAUCGAACCCUCCUGGAGGCACCUUCCACACCUAGACAACAGCAGCAUGAUAAUGUACAAAGCCUCAGACGUCAAGCUGAGUUGGGAACACGUGGACAAAGAUGGCGAGGGUCACACCCAUGGAGUUCCAAAGACCUGUGGAUAUGUGCAGGAAGGAAAAGAGCCUCCGGAGGAUGACGAACAAGUUUUUACCAACAUAACGUCGUCGAGGAAAAAACGCCAAGCUGAAACGUACGAGUACACACCCACCAAGACACGGUGUCCUCUGCUGCUCGUUGCUGACUACAGGUUCUACCAGGAGAUGGGAGCCAGCAGCACCAAGACAACCAUAAAUUAUCUGAUCAGUCUCAUCGACAGGGUGCAUAAGAUUUAUAAUGAUACACUCUGGCAAGACCGUAUGGAGCAGGAUGGCUUCAAGGGAAUGGGAUUUGUUAUAAAAAAAAUUGUUGUUCACAGCGAACCGACACGAGUUCGGGGAGGCGAUACUCAUUACAAUAUGGUGCGAGAAAAAUGGGACGUGAGAACUCUCCUGGAGGUAUUCAGCAGGGAGUAUAGUCACAAGGACUUUUGCCUGGCCCACCUAUUCACAGAUCUGAAAUUCGAGGGUGGAAUUCUGGGUCUUGCGUACGUCGGUUCCCCCCGUCGUAACAGUGUCGGUGGUAUCUGCACCCCGGAGUACUUCAAAAAUGGGUACACAUUGUACCUGAAUUCGGGGCUGAGUUCAAGUAGAAAUCAUUACGGUCAGAGGGUGAUAACGCGAGAAGCAGACCUAGUGACAGCUCACGAAUUCGGCCAUAAUUGGGGCUCUGAGCACGAUCCAGACGUGUCAGAGUGCAGUCCAAGUGCCUCUCAGGGUGGAUCUUAUCUCAUGUACACGUACAGCGUCAGUGGUUACGACGUUAACAACAAGAGAUUCUCCCCCUGCAGUUUGAGAUCCAUAAAAAAGGUGCUGCAGGCAAAAUCGGGGAGGUGUUUCUCAGAGCCGGAGGAGUCAUUCUGCGGUAAUCUGAGGGUCGAGGGUGAUGAGGAGUGUGAUGCAGGACUCCUGGGGACUGAGGACAAUGACGCCUGCUGCGACAAGAAUUGUAAAUUGAGGAGAAAUCAAGGAGCUGUCUGCAGUGAUAAGAACUCACCGUGCUGUCAGAACUGCGCCUUCAUGAGGCUUGGCAUGAAGUGCAGGGAUGCUCAGUACGCAACCUGUGAGCAGGAGUCAAGGUGCACUGGUGCAUCCAGCGAGUGUCCAAAGUCACCACCAAUGAAGAAUGGAACUGCUUGUUUGGAGAGGGGACAGUGCAGAUUAGGGAAAUGUGUUCCUUACUGUGAGACCCAGGGGCUCCAGAGCUGCAUGUGCGAUACCAUUGGUGAUGCAUGCAAAAGGUGCUGCAGAAUGAGUCUCAAUGAGACGUGCUUUCCUAUUGAUCCACCUGAUAUUCUACCUGAUGGCACACCCUGCAUUCAGGGAUUCUGCAAUAAGGGAAUUUGUGAGAAAACCAUUCAAGACGUCGUCGAGAGGUUCUGGGAUAUCAUUGAGGAUAUUAAUAUUAAUAAAGUCAUCAGAUUCCUCAAGGAUAAUAUCGUUGGGGCUGUUAUCAUCUGCACUGCUAUUGUCUGGAUACCUGCUAGCUGCAUCGUUAGUUAUAUUGAUAGCAGGAGAAUCAAGGAUAAUGAGAAAAAAUGGCGGUGGAAAAACACUGAUGCACUCAUUCAUCCUGAUGAUAAGAGGAGGGUCAUUCAGGUUGGCGUACCAUUCAGCGGAAAUUUGGAGCAGGGGGAGAUGGGAGGGUAAGAAUCCUGGGGAGAGUGGACUGUUCAGUAGCGAUGGUAAUCGAAGAAUCUGAGAGCAAUAUUGGAGAUUAAAAUUUUGGUAUCUUGGAUUCAGAGGUAUUCCGCAAAAAUUCAUCUAUUGGCUUCAUUGAAUUGCUACUUUUGAUGUUUCAUACGGAGUCUUAGUGGAAAUGAUACCAGUGGAACGGGAUUUACUUAUUUAUGGGUUCUAGUCAGUAUUCGAUGCAUGCCACUGCAUCAUGUGUUCAUGUUUCGUUUGGAUAAAUGGUUUUUAUAAUUUUUCAGAUUUAAGGGAUAAUAAAGAUAAUAUAAGUGA